AUGAGCCUUCCUCGCUUUCGACUCGUUCAGGGAAAGGCGCUGGGCGAACGUUCAGGUCCACCGCCACCGCUGCAACAACAACCACCACCACCUCAACAAAUCCAUCAGCAACAACAACCUGUAAAUAAUAUGCCACCAGAAUCAAUGCCACAAGUGAAAGUUGAGGUGGACCUGAUGCAAGAUAUACCAUCACAGCAGGAGCCGCAGCAGCAUGUGAUGCACCAAAUAAAGCAGGAAGAUCCGAUCUCGCCACCCAGGAAUCAGAUGAUGGGGGCAUCGCAACCACCACCACAAAUGAUGCAGCAACGCGGACCAACACCUCAACAGAUGUCUCACUUCGUCCAACAACCUCAACAUCCUCAGAUAAUGAAUCAGCCACCAAUUCCACCUCAGAAUUCAGCGAAUCAGCCUCAAAACCCGAAUUCUGAGGAUAAAAAUGUGCAAAAGUGUGUGCGAUUCUUGAAAACGUUGAUUAGUCUAUCCCAAAAUGAGGACCCCGAGAUGCCGGAUAAAGCGUUGAGAGUCAGCAAUUUGAUUCAGGGCGUUAUCUACAUGGAAACAACAGCUGAGCAGUUCACACGUGAUCUUCAAGAAGUCCUCAGAUCACAAGCACAACCACAUCUUCUUCCUUUCCUUCAGAAUACGUUGCCAGCACUCAGGAAUGCUGUUCGAAAUGGAACCGCCAGUGUAGAAGGCGUCAAUCCACCACCCGGCUACGUCUUCAACAACGGACGUCAUCCACAGAAUGCUCCACCAACAGCUCAAGCACCUCCACAACAACAGCAGCAACCCCAGCAUAUGACUCCACAAGCGCCACCACACGAUAUGAGAGGUCCGCCAAUGAAUCCACCAAUGAAUCAAGGAGUUCCAAUAAGUCAAGCGGGGCCACAAGGAGGUCCAGGAGGUCCAGGACCACAACAAAUGAUGAAUCGAAUGAAUGUGGAUAACGGUACUCCACAAGGAAGACCUAAUUUCCAGCAAAGACCACCUGGACCACCGCUCCAAUCUACUCCAGUAGUCCGUACGAUAUCUGGAGGACCAAUAGGACAUCCACAAGGACCAGGACCACAUCAGCAACCACCUCAUCCACAGAUGCCGCCUUCCCAACCACCAAGAACUCCACAAUCCGUCUCUUCCCAGGGACCACAGCCUAUGGAAGUUGAUGGAUCUCCAGCUCCACCUCCCCCACGACGUCAAUAUCCAGAAGGCUCGUUGAAAUCUGCGAUUCUGAAGCACGAUGAGAUUCUGAAUAGAAUUACGAAACGAAUGAUGGCACCGUGCCAAGUGGAGGAGGACGCGUUGAUUGCGAUUUCCGAUGCGGUCGAGUCGCAUUUAAGAGAGAUGAUAGCGAUGAUGGCCGGGUUUGCGGAGCAUCGAGUCGAGUCGCAAAGAAUUCCCGAGAACUACGUCCCUGUGGAUGACGUCAAACGACAACUGAAAUUCCUCGAGGAGCUCGAUCGUCAGGAAGAGGAGAUGCGUGAGAAUCGAGAAAAGGAUGCGCUGAUUCGAGCCAGUAAAAAUAAGAAUAUCGGAAAGGAGACGAUUGAAAAGGCGAAAGAAAUGCAGAGACAGGACGCCGAGGCGAAAAGGAAUCGAGAUGCGAACGCGGCGGCGAUUGCAGCAUUGUCCAGUAGUCGGCCAACGAAGAAGUGGGAAGGCGCCGCUAGCACGUCGACCGCUCCACGCCCACGUACUGUUCGUGUCACCGCUCGUGAUCUUCAAAUGUUGGUCAAUCAGGAUAAUCGAUUUACGGGAACAUUCAUCCGCGAGAAGCUCUCCUACGGUGGACCAACGAUCGACCCGACAAUCUAA
Molecule: messenger RNA, 1812 nt
Organism: Caenorhabditis briggsae
Lineage: Eukaryota; Metazoa; Nematoda; Chromadorea; Rhabditida; Rhabditidae
Gene: Cbr-taf-4.1
Product: Protein CBR-TAF-4.1
Exons: 9
Coding region: 1-1812 (603 amino acids)
Biological process (GO): transcription initiation at RNA polymerase II promoter; DNA-templated transcription
Cellular component (GO): transcription factor TFIID complex
Molecular function (GO): DNA binding; RNA polymerase II general transcription initiation factor activity
Source: RefSeq, a predicted model, not a curated record